AAGGCUCAUAAAAUAAAACCGUCUCCAGUUUUCUGGCCACAAAGAAUCUCUCCCUCUAAUUUCAGCAUCACUCAGAUUUCUCUUCCUUCAAUUCUAAAAAACAAUAAUAACAUUAAUCAAAUCGCCCAUUUUUCUCACAAAUAUCUCCAAUGGCGGCAACUACAUCAUCUUUGCUUCAAACCGACCCUUUAAAGCUAAAACAAUGUCUUCCUCUUCGUUUACACCUCCCUACCCCCCCUCGCUUCACUAAAUUCACCGGGAACUUCACUUUUCAAAGCCAAGAAUUUGCUAAGUUUAACCUCAGAUGUUUCUUCUCCAAGAGAAACCAUCUAACGAGCUCGAAUUUCAAUGCCAACCAUUUUAAUUUCACCCCAGAUGAUAAAACUAAAACCACAUUUGAGAUCAUUGCUGAAACGGUUUUGAAAGCUUUAAAGGCCUUGAAAAGGCCCGUUAUAGCCGCGGUUUUAUUGGGUUUGUUGUUAAUCUAUGAUCCUAAUAGCACAGCAUUAGCUGCUUCAGGUGGGAGGAUGGGAGGGAAGUCUUUUUCUUCGAGGAGUUAUUCAGUGCCUAGUAAUGGAGGGUCGAGCUUUUCUUCGUAUUCCGUUCCUUAUUAUGCGCCGGCUCCGUUUGGUGGCGGCGGUGGGUUUUAUGCUGGGACUGCUGUUGGGGUCGGAGUUGGUGCUGGGUCGGGUUUUAUGUUGAUUAUGAUUGGGUUUUUUGCGUUUGUUUUGGUUUCCGGGUUUCUUUCGGAUAGGUCCGAAAGUGGCGUGCUUACUGAUAUGGAAAGGACCAGUGUUCUUAAGCUUCAAGUUGGGUUGUUGGGUACGGGACGAUCUCUUCAAAGGGAUCUGAAUCGGAUUGCUGAAGUUGCCGAUACUUCUACAGCUGAGGGGCUAGGCUUUGUAUUAACAGAGACCUCGUUAGCUUUGCUUCGCCAUCCUGAUUAUUGCAUCUCGGGUUAUUCAUAUGUGGCUGUGAAACGGAGCAUGGACGAGGGUGAGAAACGCUUCAAUCAACUCUCGAUCGAAGAACGUGGUAAAUUUGAUGAGGAGACUCUAGUGAAUGUGAGCAAUAUUAGAAGGCUAAGUACAACAUUUCAGAAAGCUAGUGGAUUUAACAACGAGUACAUAGUGAUAACAAUUUUGGUGGCUGCCGAAGGAGUGCAUAAAUUGCCCCUCAUCAAUGGAAGUGGUGACUUAGCAGUGGCCUUGCAAAAGCUUGCAUCCAUUCCAACAAGCAAAAUACUGGCGGUCGAGGUCUUAUGGACGCCACAGAACGAGAAUGACACGUUAUCGGAGCGGGAAUUACUUGAAGACUACCCUCUCUUGAGGCCUCUUUAAAAUUUUACAACUACAUAGGUACUAAUUAGUUGUUUGUAAAUAAUAAUAGGGUAUUGGAAAUUUAGCAUAGGAAGGUUCUCUAAUAAAUUGAUCUUGUUACCAUAUAAAGAGAUUUAUAGAGAGGGUAUAUAUCAAAACAGGAGGAUAUGGGUUCGAAUGCGUUGAAACUCAUUAUAUUUUUAAAGGUUGGCGAGGGAACUAUGAGUAGUUUUAAACAUUAUAUCAAAAAAUAGUAUAUAUGAUAAUAACAUAUAAUGAGAUUAAAGUUCAAAAUUGAAGGUUAAA
This is a messenger RNA of Gossypium arboreum, 1625 nucleotides long. RefSeq lists its product as uncharacterized. Gene Ontology annotation, cellular component: chloroplast. The record is from RefSeq and is a predicted model, not a curated record. NCBI's taxonomy places the organism in Eukaryota, Viridiplantae, Streptophyta, Magnoliopsida, Malvales, Malvaceae. The transcript is spliced from 6 exons. Bases 150 to 1340 code for a protein of 396 amino acids.